Molecule: messenger RNA, 622 nt
Organism: Schistocerca serialis cubense
Lineage: Eukaryota; Metazoa; Arthropoda; Insecta; Orthoptera; Acrididae
Exons: 3
Coding region: 104-622 (172 amino acids)
Source: RefSeq, a predicted model, not a curated record
CAGGUAAGAAGUGACAAGGGAUUUCCGAGAAGCGAUUCGCGAGUAAAGCCGCUUGUUCGAGGUGUGAUAACGUUCUUCUUCCAGCGCUUGUAACUUAGAGAGCAUGCAGGCGGCACUGAGGCUGACAUGCAUGGUGGUGGCGGCGGGCGCGCUGUCGGCAGUGGCGCUGCCCCCGCAGCUGCUGAGCGAGCGCCGCACGUACGUAGACCUGUGCAUCAACGGGCUGGGCGCUGACUCGUGCGUCUCUCUCUUCGAGGCUGCCGUGCCGCCCAACCUGACGCACACGGCCACGGACAAGCAGAGUGGUGUCAAGCCGCGCAACACUGUGUGUCCCACGCUCUGCCAAAACGGUUUGGGCUAUCCGUUGUGUCGCUGCAGGCAGCAGUUCCCGCGGCCCGCCGCCAACUGGACAGCCGUCUGUGACGCCUUCUGUUCGCUGCAGAAUGUCACGGUUUAUGGCUGUAGCGAAUGUAAGAAGCAAGACACCGUGCUGAGAACAAUGGCGAAGUCAAUGACGACGUUUGAGGCGGCGGAGACGGAGGAGGACUGGGACGCGCUGUGCCACGUGCUCUGCAAGCAGGGGGACGGCGGCCUCGCCUGCAGCUGCGACAUCAUUCCCUAA